CAGCACGCAAGCGAGGCGACCACCAAAGCUGUCUUGAAACGACUUGGGCGUACUUGUGACUACCUACCUAGGUAGAUAGGCAUAUUCGUAUAUUCCUACUAUCAAGUAAUAGAUAAUUCCAACGUCCAUCUCAGGUUAACUUUUCGAAAAGCAAUCCCAAAGCUCCAAAUAUUCAACUGUUCAACUGCUCAACAUGACCACCUUCCGCAGCACGCCCCUCUUCGGCGGCGCUCUUAUCGUCGACCUCCCCUCCUCCUUCGCCGACGUCAGUACCAUUCGCCAAGUACCAGACAACCAAGAAGUCUACCUCGACAAGGAUGGCUUCACAAGUAUUAUUUUCGAUAUCACAGAGCGAGUUGGCCUGCCUGGGAGCGGACCAGCCACCGAUGGCGCAGCCUUGACAACGCACCUGGAAGAUAUUGUUGCUUCCGAUAUUGAUACCGUCAAGGUAUGGAGUACGAGCAAUACGAUGUAUUCGAAGCUUCCAGAAGGAACACCGGCCUAUACGUUGAUCGCCACCCAAACACCUCCUCCAGAUCCAGCGGCUCGGGAUCUGACUCCAGACUUCACAGCUAUAGUCUUGAACCUGAUUCGGUUGGAGAAAGAGAGUACAGAUAUCCUAAUCACCAUCAAUGUGCCGCAUAUCAAGGGCGAGUAUAGCGAGGAGGAAGUCGAUCUACAGGUUGGAAAGCAAGGAAAAUUGAUUAGUGAUGCAGUGGAUUAUGCGGCGAGGAUUUGGGAGACGUUUAAGAUCAAAGAUUGGGGUCUCUUUAAUGAAGUAUAA
Molecule: messenger RNA, 784 nt
Organism: Amorphotheca resinae ATCC 22711
Lineage: Eukaryota; Fungi; Ascomycota; Leotiomycetes; Helotiales; Amorphothecaceae
Exons: 3
Coding region: 194-784 (196 amino acids)
Biological process (GO): protein import into nucleus
Cellular component (GO): nucleus
Molecular function (GO): guanyl-nucleotide exchange factor activity; small GTPase binding
Source: RefSeq, a predicted model, not a curated record